This is a messenger RNA of Propithecus coquereli (Coquerel's sifaka), 905 nucleotides long. It is a transcript of the gene CD63, whose product is annotated as CD63 molecule. Lineage: Eukaryota; Metazoa; Chordata; Mammalia; Primates; Indriidae. The coding region runs from base 79 to 792 and encodes 237 amino acids. The transcript is spliced from 8 exons. Gene Ontology annotation, cellular component: membrane. The record is from RefSeq and is a predicted model, not a curated record.
GAGGGGGCGCAGCUAGAGAGCCCCUGAGCCGCGGCGGGAGAGGAGCGCACAGCCGUGGGGAGCGCGGGCCCGGCAGCCAUGGCGGUGGAAGGAGGAAUGAAAUGUGUCAAGUUCUUGCUCUACGUUCUGCUGCUGGCCUUCUGCGCCUGUGCACUGGGACUGAUUGCUGUGGGUGUAGGGACCCAGCUUGUCCUCAGUCAGACCAUCACCCAGGGGACUACCCCUGGCUCCCUGUUGCCUGUGGUCAUCAUUGCAGUGGGUGCCUUCCUCUUCCUGGUGGCAUUUGUGGGCUGCUGUGGGACCUGCAAGGAGAACUACUGUCUUAUGGUCACGUUUGCCAUCUUCCUGUCUCUUAUUGUGCUGGUAGAGGUGGCUGCAGCCAUUGCUGGCUACGUGUUUAGAAAUAAGGUGAUGUCAGAGUUUAAUAAGGACUUCCGGCAGCAGAUGGAGAAUUACUCAAAAAACAAUAAUACGGCUUCAAUCCUGGACAGGAUGCAGGAAGAUUUUAAGUGCUGUGGCGCUGCUAACUACACAGACUGGGAGAACAUCCCUUCCAUGGGCAAGAGCCGAGUCCCCGAUUCCUGCUGUGUCAAUGUCACUGUGGGCUGUGGGAUUAAUCUCAAGGAGAAGAUCUAUACGGAGGGCUGUGUGGAGAAGAUCGGGGGCUGGCUGAGGAAAAACGUGCUGCUGAUAGCUGCAGCAGCCCUGGGCAUUGCUUUUGUAGAGGUCUUGGGAAUUGUCUUUGCCUGCUGCCUCAUGAAGAGUAUCCGAAGUGGCUAUGAGGUGAUGUAGGGGGUCUGGUCUCUUCAGCCCCCUCAUCUGGGGGAGUGUAGUAGUAUCCUCCAGGUUUUUCAAUUAAAUGGAUUUUUUCAGACCGAAAAGAGAGAUGGUCUCAGUUUGUCUUA